AUGGUGGAAGGUGGUAACAGGGAAGAUGGUAACAUUGAAAGUUGAAAGUUGGAAGAAAAUUGCGAAAUAUGUCGCGCUGAACGAAUUGUUGCCUUUAAGUAAUUGAUAUUCACUCCGUGUGCCUUCGCGACGCAAAGACUUUCCUAAUGUUGCAAAGACUAAUUGUAAGACACGAUAUAAUUUCUAGACAUUUAUUUGGAUUCCGUGGAUUCUUCCGUUGUGCUCUUGGUCUUAACGGUUCGAUAUUAUGCCAGUACUGUGAUCCGCAAUGGCGAGCAGCCAGCAGAUAGGAAAUUCUCCAGCAAUGACGUAAAAAGCCUACGGUACCAAGAUUUUAUUAAGAUUGGCGCCUUGAGGAAUGCAAGUUUAACGGAUCGUCGUCAUCCAGUCUUCUUCUUCUUCGUCUUCACCGUCCUCUUUCUCCUCGACGAGAUACUCUUCGAUCCAUUUGCUCGCACUUGCGUGUAG
Heterotrigona itama is the source of this 468-nucleotide messenger RNA. Lineage: Eukaryota; Metazoa; Arthropoda; Insecta; Hymenoptera; Apidae. The record is from the annotation of a GenBank genome assembly.